Messenger RNA from Carya illinoinensis, 1385 nucleotides. RefSeq names its product UDP-glucose 4-epimerase GEPI48-like. The coding region runs from base 117 to 1163 and encodes 348 amino acids. Gene Ontology annotation, molecular function: UDP-glucose 4-epimerase activity; RNA binding. The record is from RefSeq and is a predicted model, not a curated record. The transcript has 9 exons. NCBI's taxonomy places the organism in Eukaryota, Viridiplantae, Streptophyta, Magnoliopsida, Fagales, Juglandaceae. Gene Ontology annotation, cellular component: cytosol. Gene Ontology annotation, biological process: rRNA processing; galactose metabolic process.
UCAAUUCCUAUAAAUAGCAACCUCCUCAUCCUUUUCGUGUUCCUGUUGUAACCGAAACUCGUUCCGUUGCGAGCUUCGUUGUUACCGUAUUGCCUUUCGUAACGCUUUGAAUCGCCAUGCCUAAGAACAUCCUCGUCACCGGUGGAGCCGGUUACAUUGGCAGCCACACCGUACUCCAGCUCUUAUUCGGCGGUUUCAAGACCGUCGUUGUUGACAACUUGGACAACUCCUCCCCCGUCGCACUCCAGCGCGUCAAACAACUCGCCGGUGAUUUCGGCCAAAACCUCUCCUUUCACCAGGUAGACCUCCGGAACAAACCAGCACUUGAACAAAUUUUUGCUUCAGCACAAUUUGAUGCUGUCAUACACUUUGCUGGGUUAAAAGCAGUUGGUGAAAGUGUGCAGAAACCAUUGUUAUAUCACAACAACAAUUUAAUUGGGACAAUUACUUUGUUGGAAGUCAUGGCUGCACAUGGAUGCAAAAAGCUUGUGUUCUCAUCUUCAGCUACUGUCUAUGGCUGGCCAAAGGAGGUUCCAUGCACAGAAGAGUUCCCUCUUUCUGCAGCAAACCCAUAUGGACGAACCAAGCUCUUCAUUGAAGAAAUUUGUCGUGAUAUCUACCGCUCGGACUCUGGAUGGAAAAUCAUGUUGCUAAGAUACUUCAAUCCAGUUGGUGCACAUCAUAGUGGUGAUAUUGGUGAGGAUCCCCGUGGAAUUCCAAACAACCUCAUGCCCUUCGUGCAGCAAGUUGCCGUUGGCAGACGACCAGCACUGACUGUUUUUGGAAAUGACUAUUCGACUGUGGAUGGUACUGGGGUGCGCGACUACAUUCAUGUUGUUGAUUUAGCUGAUGGGCACAUUGCUGCCUUGCAAAAGCUGGAUGAGCCUAGUAUAGGUUGUGAGGUUUACAACUUGGGCACUGGUAAGGGAACCUCGGUUCUGGAGAUGGUUUCUGCAUUUGAAAAGGCAUCUGGCAAGAAAAUUCCACUCGUAAUGGCUGGGCGGCGAGCUGGUGACGCUGAAAUUGUUUAUGCAUCAACAACAAAAGCAGAAAAGGAAUUGAAUUGGAAGGCCAAAUAUGGCAUCAACGAGAUGUGCCAUGAUCAAUGGAACUGGGCAAGCAAAAACCCUUAUGGCUAUGGAUCACCCGAGUCCACGAACUAGCACGUCGUUAAUAUCCGUUUAAAGGUUACAUGUUGCCGGUGGUGUCAUGCUUUUGUAGCCUUCUGAGAAUAGGUGUAGCUAAAUUUUAAAUUACAGGAAACCGUCUUUUAUUUAUUUAUUUAUUUAUUUUUAUUUAUUUAUUUUUAUUUUUAAAGAAGGGUAUAGCUGAAUUUUGUUGGACUUUUAAGCUGAUAAUCAGUGGCGUCAUAGGUUACUAGCCAA